AGAGACUGAUUCAGAUUCAGAGCAGUAUGCUCAUUCUGUCUUAACAUCUCACUCUGAUAUCGAUGUAUGCAGCCUGAGGUAAAAAUAUUUUAAUUACACUUUAUGUUAGAUUAUACGGUCUUUAACGACAUCCUGUAAAUGCGUCGGUCAUGUUUUGUUCUUGCUUGUUAUGUGCUUAACCCCUUUCUGUUGUUGAGUGCUGUGGAAUGUGUUAGUUGACAGUAGUCAGCAAGGGGGCUGAUAGUGAGGGGCAUAUUUAAAGGGACAGUUCACCCCCAAAUCAAAAAUACAUAUUUUUUGUCUUGCCUGUAGUGCUAUUUAUUAAUCUAGAUUGUUUUGUGUGUAUUUUCUUUCUAGUCAAUUUCCCACAUGAAACUGUUCACAACGUCUUGUGGAUUGUCUUGAGUAACUGGAUUAUGUAUUUUAAAAUGUCUUUUCAUUUUGAGCACCACAGCCAACCAAGUUCCGUCCAGUCCCAUAUAUUCGAGACAAGACCGAUAUCUCCAACGCUCGCCAAGCCACCCCAAAACAAUCUAGAAUUAUUAAUAAGCACGACAGGUAAGUAAAUUCGGGCAUGAAGUGUUCCAUUAAGUGUACAAAAAACAACCUGGGGUCCAAAGGACAGUUGAGAUAAAUGUCAAGUAUUUACACUGUCAGAAGAAUUUAAAUUGUUUAAGCUGUUUGCUCAAGGGUAUUUGCAUAAUGAGUCUUGUGAGCAAAAUAUGUCUUCAUAAAGAUAUAUGCUUCUUUUCAAUGUCAGCCUCCAGCACCUUGGCUUUCUGUGUAUUUCUGACUCUAAAUUGGUCUAACUGAAAUGGUAAGUCAUAACCAAUUAGUUAUAAAACAAACUAGAGCUCAAAGUGUCUAAAUCUGUUUACCCCUAGCCCCUAUCUACAUAUUUGUGCCUGAGCCAGUAGUUUUCAUAAUGAAUGCUGUUCAGGUCAUUGAGUUUUAUUUCUUCCUCUUUCAGGUGUUGUGUACGGUUACAGAGCCUGAGUAGAAAACCCAUAUCCCAGGAUGCAGUGGUGCAGGUGGGCUGGCAGUUGGAGAUCACACCUCCCAAGACAGUCUGCAGGGCCAGACAUAGAGGACUCUUUCGACUUUCUUUUCAAAAUCAUCCUGGUUGGGGAUUCAGAUGUGGGGAAGACCUGUGUGGUCCAGAGCUUCAAGUCUGGCAUAUUCAUUGAGAAGCAGCAAAACACCAUUGGGGUCGACUUUACUGUUCGUACCCUGGAUAUCGAUGGCAAGAAGGUGAAGAUGCAGGUGUGGGACACAGCAGGACAGGAGCGUUUCCGCACCAUAACUCAGAGCUACUACCGCAGCGCCCACGGGGCCAUGGUGGCCUAUGACAUCACACGUCGCAACACAUUUGAAUCUGUUACUCACUGGAUCAGGGAAGUGGAGCAGUUUGGAGCUGCCAGUGUGGUACUGAUCCUCAUCGGUAAUAAAUCAGACCUUCAAGCUCAGAGGCAGGUGUUGUUCGAGGAUGCGUGCACUCUGGCAGAAAACAACGGUGCGCUGGCUGCACUGGAAACCUCAGCCAAGGAGGCUCAGAACGUGGAGGCGGCCUUCGUCCUCAUGGCCCGGGAGUUGCUGGCACGCAACGGCAUGACCAUCAUGAACGAGAUUUCCCGAGACUUGCCUGAGUUCAUGUUGAGUAACAGCUCCCAUCCGGUCCACGGCACUGCGUCUUCAGAUAAAAAGUGUGGGUGCUGAGUGGACUGAAGCAGGGACGUGUUUAUGUUUGAAAAGUAGUGUUGACAAUUUAAGAGAAACUACAAAUGUACAUAUUUUGACUUUUAAUAUUUAUACAGUUUGGAGGAUUAGUAACAGGUUUUAAAUGGUGGCUGCUUAUCAAAUGGAUUUUUGUAAUAUUCUUCUUGGGAUAACUGCUGCUGAAUGUGUAAAGUGACUCCAGCAUUACAAAUGGCACCUCUGCUGGAAGACUCUGUGCUCAGAUUGUACAACAGUAUACACAAUGUUUUCACUCGACAGGCAACUUUUUGUGUCAUUCAUCCUUUUUAAUUGUUCUUUCAUAUUGUAGGUCUUCUUCAGUACACAGUUUUAAACCCUUAGUUGACACCUUACAAACCAUAUAUAUAUAAUAAAGCAGUACAUUGUGAAAUUUUCAC
Centropristis striata (black sea bass) is the source of this 2132-nucleotide messenger RNA. RefSeq names its product ras-related protein Rab-19 (gene rab19). Lineage: Eukaryota; Metazoa; Chordata; Actinopteri; Perciformes; Serranidae. The record is from RefSeq and is a predicted model, not a curated record. The transcript is spliced from 4 exons. Gene Ontology annotation, molecular function: GTPase activity; GTP binding. Gene Ontology annotation, cellular component: trans-Golgi network. Bases 1018 to 1716 code for a protein of 232 amino acids.